Chroicocephalus ridibundus (black-headed gull) is the source of this 3869-nucleotide messenger RNA. It is a transcript of the gene PDGFB, whose product is annotated as platelet derived growth factor subunit B. The record is from RefSeq and is a predicted model, not a curated record. Gene Ontology annotation, molecular function: platelet-derived growth factor receptor binding; growth factor activity. Gene Ontology annotation, biological process: positive regulation of MAP kinase activity; positive regulation of cell migration; platelet-derived growth factor receptor signaling pathway. Gene Ontology annotation, cellular component: membrane. Bases 902 to 1657 code for a protein of 251 amino acids. The transcript is spliced from 7 exons. NCBI's taxonomy places the organism in Eukaryota, Metazoa, Chordata, Aves, Charadriiformes, Laridae.
ACUAAAAUAAAGACCCAUCGGCUCGCUCGCCUCCCCUUCAGUUUUACCUUUUCUGCUUUUUUUCUUUUUUUUUUUUUUCCCUCUCCCUUUCUUGUCGCAACAGAGCGCGGGAGGCAGCCGUGACUCCGCUCUGAGGCUUGUCAAGGCUCGGCGCACUCACACACACGCACACGCAACCCACAGCGAAAACAUUUGCUCUCACCUGUCUCCAAACCCAAAGCAAACCUCAACGUCCCAGUGCAGCGCCGACACGUCGAACGAGAAAGGCACCCAAGCCACAGCCUAAUGCAAGGGGAAGAAAUUCAGCCUACGGUAGCAACUUUUCGCUAAAAAAACCAAACUACCAAGCGGGCGUAAGGAAGAAAAGGAGCAUUUUAAGAAAAGGACACCUGAGGGAAGGAGAUUUUACCUUUUGGAUUUCGUACCAAACUUUGGAAAAGUUUUUAAUUAUCAUUUUGUGCAUCUUAUUCUGAGGACAUUCAAUCACCGUUACCUGCAUGUAAAAACCUUUAACGUAUAUAUCUUUCAACAAGGAAGACAACCAAGAGGGAAAACCAGCAUGUGGACCACCUAGCAAAAGGCAACACCGAAGCAUCCCUUGCGGCGAGAAGGGGGGGGCGCAGGCUCUGGAUGCCUCUAAUUUUGAGGGACUGCAUUAUUUUUACCACCGGGCUUAUGAGAUAGCGCAGAAGCAGGCGAGUCACCCAGCGUUACCCCUCUCUCCCCUCACCACCGCCACCUCCUCCUCCUCCUCCUCUUCUCCCAAGGGGCUCCCGCCGCUCUCCCACCCGCAGCCGGGCUCGGAGGGGGAAUGGGAAGGCGCGGCGCCCUCCAUGCCUGAGGCCGGGCGGCCGCGGGGCUCUCUGCGGGAAGCGCUCUCCCUCCCGGGGGCUCGCCGUCCAUGUGCCCGCAGCCGGCGGGGCCUGAAGUCGGGAUGAAUUUCGGCGUGGUCUUCGCGUUCAUCCUCUCCCUGCCCCUGGCCCGCCUGGAGGGGGACCCCAUACCCGAAGACAUUUAUGAGAUUUUGGGUGGCAGCUCAGUGCGCUCCAUCAGCGACCUCCAGCGUGCCCUGCGGAUAGACUCCGUAGAGGAGGAUAGCUCGAGCCUGGACCUGAAUGCAACUCAGCCUGGUCAAAACCCCGUGGCCCUGUCUCGAGAGCGACGAAGCCUAGAUGCUCUGGCAGCAGCAGAGCCAGCUGUCCUCGCAGAGUGCAAGACGCGGGCGGUGGUCUUUGAAAUCUCCCGCAACAUGGUGGACAGCACCAACGCCAACUUUGUGGUGUGGCCGCCCUGCGUGGAGGUGCAGCGCUGCUCCGGGUGUUGCAACAAUCGCAACGUGCAGUGUCGACCCACCCAAAUUCGCGUCCGGCACAUCCAGGUGAACAAGAUCGAAUUUGUCCAGAGGAAGCCAAAAUUCAAAAAAGUCGUUGUGCCUUUGGAGGACCACGUGCAGUGUCGGUGUGAAGCAGUGUCCCGUCAGCCCCCCAGGAACAGCCGGCCAGGGCCACGUGAACAGAAACGCUUGUCGCCAUCGUUCACCACAGCCGCUGUCUCACAGAGGCAGCGAGUACGCCGACCGCCGGUGCAGAAGAGGAAACAUAAGAAGUACAAGCAUGUCAACGAUAAGAAAGUGCUGAAAGAAAUCCUCGUAGCAUAGAAGUGCUGGCAGGGGAGAGAGAGCACAAGGCAGGUUUAUUUAAUGUAUUUGCUGUAUUGCCCCCAUGGGGUCCUUGGAUUGAUAACUUUUCCUCUUUGUCCGUCUGCCUCGACGUCUGAUUCAGACGGCAAUUGGUGCUUCCCUUUCCAUCAGUGGACCUUCUCCCACCAAAGCCUCUCCCUUCUUUCAUUUAUUAGCAUAAUUGUAAAGUUUUACACACAAGAAAAAAGGAUGACAAACAUGACCUAUAUAUAUAUAUAUAUAUGAGAAAAGAACAAAGUACAAAUAAAACCAUGAACCCCGACAGCCACAAUACGCAACGAGGACAGGACAAUGCCUUCCCUGCUCCAGAGGACAGGAUGGAAAAUGUGAAAAGGAAAGUGGGUCCAAUUUCUUCGAAGAGGAGAAGAAAAACAAAUGGACAGAGGGUGGAAGGGGAAUAUUCUCUCUUUGCCUCCUGUUUCUGGUAAGGCUGGGGGCCCGCCUGAGAUCAACACUUGCACUGGACCUACCUUUUGAAAACAGGCAUAUCUCAGAUUGCUAGCAGCGACCGAUGAUGGAAAAUGCACUAAGGACUUUUAUCGCCCUACCUGGACAGAUAUGUAUUUUUAACAUGUGGGCGUAUAUUUUAUUUUAAAAAAGAAAAACCAAAACCACUAAGAUUUACAACAUCUCGGGGAAACAGAACAGAAAAAAAAAAAAACAAACCACAAACAACAAAGAAGCCAAAUGCAUUCCCCCCCCUCCCUUUCCCCUCCUGCUCCUGGUGCUGACUGGAAGGUGUUUGGAUCGUGGGGAAGGAGCAGACAGCGGCAGAAUCGUCUCCACGCCCCCGGCCCCUGCCAAGGGGAGCCAUUUUUGCACAUGCUGGUGGAGAAUUCGACUUUCCAGGCUUGGACUCAAAUUAUUUUUUAAUUUUGUUCUGUAUGUGUGCGCGUGUAUCUGUGUGUAUAUAUAUAUAUAUAUAUACGUGUGCGUGCGUGCGUGUGUGUGUAUGUGUAUUUAUACAUACAUAUAUAAAUAUAUAUAUAUAUAUAUAUGUUCUUAAAUGGAUUUCAUUCCCCGGUGGCAGGAAGCUCGGCGGCACGUGCACGCAUCGGCUUCGUUGGGCCGGCAGAAAAGCACACUGUUAGUGCAACGUGCCUGCGAGGUCCGAGACGGGACGGGCAGAGACAUCAUCUGAUCUCUCGCUGUCUUGUUGCCCUUUUCUCUCACUCUCCACCAACCCCCCAGCACAACUUCCUUGCAGGAGGCGAAGCGGCACCACAACAAGACCAACAACGGCCAAACUUAGAAGCAUGACUUAAUCUCCAUGAGCUGUCCUUGCCUGCUCUGUGGUCCUCAAAGCAGAAUCACGCCAUUCCCCUGAGGUUUUUAACCCCUUCACGGGUGUCCUGCGCACCAUCUCUUCACCGCUCUCCCCCUGCUGAUGUCCCCGCAUCUCCCAUCGUUUUCCUCACAUUUUCCCUCUCAAAUUCCUUCUGGAUUUUUGCCCGUUAGGUGUUCCCAGCACACCUAGCUUGGAAGUUGGUCUGUGUAGAUAUAGAGAAGGAAAUGAGGAUGGUCUUUGCAGUUGGCAGCAGCCAUCUGAGACAGAAAUGAGCUCUUCUAAGCGAGGAAGACUCGGAGGGCAACUGGAUGGUCAGUUGUUGAGUUCCUCCCAGGCUGCUGCCUGCUCCGGAGGAGGGAGGAGGACUCUGUGUGCGGGGGCUAUUUCUGCACACCUAAUACUCACUCACCAUUAGCAGAAAUGUUACGUAUGAUGGGAAUUUCCAGUGUCACCUUGGGGUCCCGGCCUCGGAUCAUGCCGUGCUGGGCACUCCAGAGUUACACAUGAAGAAAGUGCCUGAGCAGAGCUGGCGCGGCAGCCCUCCCCUUCCCCUCCUGCCUCCAGCCGCUUCCCCCCUCGCACACACACGCACCCCUGUCUUGGGGCAAAGCCCCCAGCGGGAGCUGGGGGAAGGAGGUGAAGCUGUGACCUGAGAGCUGCCACAAGUUGUGGAGGGACCCAGCCCUCGCCUCCUGCAAGCCCAGAGCACUUCUCCUACCACUGCCGAGGCAGCACGUCGCUCCCUCCCUCCGUCCCCAAGCCCUCAAGUCUUAAGACACUUUGUUUUCCUGUUCCAAAAUCUGUUUCCUUUGGUUUGUAAAGAUGUUGAGGUUUUAUUUUAUUUUAAUUUUUUUUUGCCUUUUUUUUUAAAUGUAAGAUUAA